AUGUCGAAUCUACUUCCAUUGCCAGGGUUUUGUUUCGAUCCAAGUGACUACGAAUUACUUAACUUUCUUUUAAGAAAGAUAAAUGAUAAACCACUUCCAGUAUGCCCUCGAAUGCCUGAUGCUAACAUAUACGGUGAUCAUCCAUCUCAAGUUUUCGAUUCUUUUGGACAAUCAGAUUUCGAAGAAGAAGAUACUGUCAGGUAUUUCUUUACUGAGUUACAGCCUGUCUCAAAGAAGAAAGGGGUCAUCACCAAGAACGUUAUUCGAAGGGUGGGUGGUUAUGGUUAUUGGAAAAACGCGGUCCCUAAACCAAUUAUGGUAAAGAAUAACCAAGGUGAAUAUGUUAAGGUCGGAUCACGAACAUCUCUUAAGUUUAUAAAAGAUGAGGCUAUUGUUGAUGAUCAUGUUGAGUGGAGCAUGAUUGAGAUUUCAACACAUGAUAGUAAUUGGGUUCUUUGUAAAAUCACCAAGAAGAUCCUUAAACAAGUCUCCAACAAAAGGCAGCUUCAAUGUCAAGAAACAAGCAGUAGUAUCAUUAGUACUAAUUCUGCUACUACUACUGUUGCUGAUGAUGGUGUCCAAGGAAACGCGUUUCUGUCCAAGUUGAUCAACCUCGAUUUUGAUGAGCCUUUUGGAUUUGUAUUCAAUAAUUAA
Messenger RNA from Spinacia oleracea (spinach), 654 nucleotides. Its product is annotated as NAC domain-containing protein 2-like. The record is from RefSeq and is a predicted model, not a curated record. The transcript has a single exon. NCBI's taxonomy places the organism in Eukaryota, Viridiplantae, Streptophyta, Magnoliopsida, Caryophyllales, Amaranthaceae. Gene Ontology annotation, biological process: regulation of DNA-templated transcription. Gene Ontology annotation, molecular function: DNA binding. Bases 1 to 654 code for a protein of 217 amino acids.